Messenger RNA from Artibeus jamaicensis (Jamaican fruit-eating bat), 4715 nucleotides. It is a transcript of the gene MAPK4, whose product is annotated as mitogen-activated protein kinase 4. Gene Ontology annotation, biological process: cell surface receptor signaling pathway; intracellular signal transduction; protein phosphorylation. Gene Ontology annotation, molecular function: MAP kinase activity; ATP binding. Lineage: Eukaryota; Metazoa; Chordata; Mammalia; Chiroptera; Phyllostomidae. The coding region runs from base 1092 to 2846 and encodes 584 amino acids. The record is from RefSeq and is a predicted model, not a curated record. The transcript has 7 exons. Gene Ontology annotation, cellular component: cytoplasm; nucleus.
GCCAGAGCCGCAGCGGGAGCGCCGGCGGCGAGCGGGGCCGUCCGAAAGCCCGCGGGAGCUCGUCGCGCCCCGGCGCUGGGACCCGCCUGGCCGAGCGCGCCGGCGCCGCGACCUCAGACAAAGGCGCCGCUCACGUCCGGCAGCCGCGCUCUGCAGCUCUGCCCGGAUUAUCUGCAUUGCAGCUGAUCUCGAACAAACCCUGCUUUCAGCCAGCUGGUGAUGUCAUCUCCUCGCUGCUUAGGGAAGGAGACUCUGAAAGAUGCCGUGUUCCUGCAGCCACGCCGAGCCCUGCAGAGCACAGUCUCGUUCGAGGUGGCGUGGGUGAGGGGGUGACAGAGGAUGCUGCCCCCGCUGAAGCCUCCGGAGGAGCCUGGCCUGGCAGCUGAACGCCCCUGGGAUUCGGGACUUAGGUGUAACUUGGUGUAGAGCUCACACUCACAGUGCUUGAGUUCCUCCAGCUUUCUUCACUGGCACUCACCAGGCUGGUUUGGGUUGCAGAAUCCAAGGUGAGCUGGUAGAAAGGAGAGCUGGUAAAGGUGGAAAGAAGCCCCUAGAAGUCUCCAGAAUCCAUUGUUGGGAUACCUUCAUUCUGCUGAGGACACAGAGAGCAGCCACGCACGAAGCUGCCUGGGGCUGUGAUACCACCGAGCUUUGGACCAUCAGCAGUAAAGGAACACAGUUCAGCAAAGGCAUUGCAGCCCCAAGGAAUCUCUUUUAACAACGGAUUUAAAGGGGAGAGUUUCUGCACUUUUACUUUGUGGUCCAUUCUGAUAACUUGACACACAGAAAGAAACAUGAGCCAUUGUAAGUGUGGAGGAGGGCUUGGGAUCCACAGGAGUUGGUGGACAGCCCUCCCAGGGCAGGUUAACAAAGCAGUGUGAGCCUCCGGCUUCUGCAACUCGGCAAGCAUGGACAUGUGCCACUCUGGUCUCUGGAGAGUUGGUGGCAGUGACAUCACCAUAAGAAAAAGCAUCCCUCCGCUUUGGAACUUGACAGAAUGAGGUGUGCUGGGGAAGCCACUGGCCGGGGCUUGGCCUUUCCUGACUGCCCCUCCAUCACACGGGCAGCCCCUGACCACCACUGAGCCAACGAUGGCCGAGAAGGGUGACUGCAUUGCCAGUGUCUACGGGUAUGACCUCGGUGGGCGCUUCGUUGACUUCCGGCCCCUGGGCUUUGGCGUCAAUGGGCUGGUGCUGUCGGCCAUGGACAGCAGGGCCUGCCGGAAGGUGGCCGUGAAGAAGAUCACCCUGAGCGACGCCCGCAGCAUGAAGCAUGCGCUCCGGGAGAUCAAAAUCAUCCGGCGCCUGGACCACGACAACAUCGUGAAGGUAUACGAGGUGCUGGGGCCCAAGGGCACCAGCCUACAGGGCGAGCUGUUCAAGUUCAGCGUGGCCUACAUUGUGCAGGAGUACAUGGAGACCGACCUGGCCCGUCUGCUGGAGCAGGGCACCCUGACAGAGGAGCACGCAAAGCUAUUCAUGUACCAGCUGCUCCGCGGACUCAAGUACAUCCACUCCGCCAACGUGCUGCACAGGGACCUGAAGCCCGCCAACAUCUUCAUCAGCACGGAGGACCUCGUGCUCAAGAUCGGGGACUUUGGGUUGGCGAGGAUCGUUGAUCAGCACUAUUCGCACAAGGGUUAUCUGUCAGAAGGCUUGGUAACGAAGUGGUACCGCUCACCACGCCUGCUCCUCUCCCCGAACAACUACACCAAAGCCAUCGACAUGUGGGCCGCAGGCUGCAUCCUGGCCGAGAUGCUCACGGGGAGAAUGCUCUUUGCAGGGGCUCACGAGCUAGAGCAGAUGCAGCUCAUACUAGACACCAUCCCUGUGAUCCGGGAGGAGGACAAGGACGAACUGCUCAGGGUGAUGCCUUCCUUCGUCAACAGCACCUGGGAGGUGAAGAGGCCCCUGCGCAAGCUGCUCCCUGAAGUGAACAGUGAAGCCAUCGACUUUCUGGAGAAGAUCCUGACCUUUAACCCCAUGGAUCGCCUGACCGCUGAGAUGGGGCUGCAGCACCCCUACAUGAGCCCAUACUCAUGCCCUGAGGACGAGCCCACCUCCCAGCACCCCUUCCACAUUGAGGACGAGAUUGACGACAUCCUGCUGAUGGCCGCCAGCCAGAGCCAGCUCUCCAACUGGGACAGGUACCCCGUAAGCCUGUCAUCCGACCUGGAGUGGCGGUCAGACCGCUGCCUGGACGCCAGCGAAGUGCAGCGCGACCCGCGCGCCGGCUCAGCUCCGCUGGCGGAGGACGUGCAGGUGGAUCCACGCAAGGACUCACAGAGCAGCUCCGAGCGCUUCCUGGAGCAGUCACACUCCUCGAUGGAGCGCGCCUUCGAGGCCGACUACGGGCGCUCCUGCGACUACAAGGUGGGGUCGCCGUCCUACCUGGACAAGCUGCUGUGGCGCGACAACAAGCCGCACCACUACUCGGAGCCCAAGCUCAUCCUGGACCUGUCGCACUGGAAACAGGCGGCCGGCGCGCCCCCGACUGCCGCUGCAGUGGCCGCGGACGCUGGGGUGCGCGAGGACGAGCAGGCCAGCCUCUUCCUGGAGAUCGCGCAGUGGGUCAAGAGCACUCAGGGUGGCCCAGAGCGCGCCAGCCCGCCCCCCGAGGGUCCUGAGCACCGAUUGUCUGCCUCCCCGCCCAGCCACCCUGCCGCCAAAGACGGUAGCACUAGCCCUCAGUUCGACCUGGACGUGUUCAUCUCCCGCGCGCUGAAACUCUGCACCAAGCCCGAAGACCUACCAGACAACAAACUGGGCGACCUCAAUGGCACAUGCAUCUCCGAGCACCCUGGAGAUCUCGUGCAGACCGAGGCUUUCUCCAAAGAAAGGUGGUGAGGGCCGAGGGGGCGCUCCAGCACAACCCCCACUCCCACCCAGAAGGGCCACCUGGGAAAGUCGGGCCUGGCAGGAGGCGGCCAGCUCCCCGGCACCCCCACCACCCCAUCCUCCCCUCUCUGCUGCCUGGGGGUUAGCAGAACAUAGGAAGGAUCCAAGGAGCGAGAGGAAUGUCCAUUUCUUAAACUGCCUUAAUAACUAGCCUUUAACCUCUGGGAACGGGUUUGAACAGGAGCCUAGUUUGGGUUGAUCAGUGUCCCAGCGAAGAGGAGGCCCUUGCAUUUUCUAAGUAGUGGCGUGCAGGAAAGAAACAGGUCUUAGACCCAGUCCGCAGGUCCUGUCUGGGUGGGUGGAGACAGGAACCUUGCAGGCCUGGCGUUUAAACCGUCAGCCUCCACUGACAGAUGAGGGAAGACAGUGAGAAGCAGAGAAGCAAAGUCUGGCCAGUGCCUGGGCGAGCCUUGAACCCCAGUCUCCCGGCCCUCAGCCUGUGUCUGUCCUCAUGGAGCACCUCCCUCUGCUGGGUCGCACUGGCAUUUCAGUCAGAGAAGUUAGUCCGAGAGCAUCUUCCCUGUCCGCGACCACCUGACCCAUGCCAUGUUCCUUGAUUCGGAACAGUGUUUCCCGUGUUCCAAAUCUGAAAACUGGGCCAGAGUCUUUUCCCUCCGCAAGCACAUUUUUUCUGGUGCCUCCAGUGCAUAAACAUUCUCAUUUGUCACGCCCCUGCGUUUGCCUCCCCGCUGCAUGAGCUGAGAUCUUUGUUUGGGUCAGGCCAGUUUGGGGUCUGUGGGUAAGAGAGCUCAUCCUCCUAGGCCUGUGCACCCACCUCCUCCACACUUCUUGCACACUUUCCUGACACAGGCACAGACACGGCGACAGCCCUAGCUCCCCAAGGGGUGUCAUACAUGAGUGAGCUGGGAGGUAGCAAUGCCACGAACCCCUUCAGAGCUCCCCACACCUACUGAAGUGCUUACCAUAGAGCACGUGUGUGAGGAGGGAAGAGUUCAGAAGGGCCCUAUCAGGCAUCAUGAAUAUCGCCCUUGAUUUUGAUCAUCUGUUUAGCCUUGGCAAAGAGCAGGCCCCAAAGAAAUGCAUUGGAGAGCAAGUGGCCUGGGGGACAAGGAGUCCAGGAAGGUAGGAAGAUGUGAGAAGUGAGGUGCCAACAGUGAGGGCACUCAGGGGUCAGGCAGCAGCAUGGAGACCUCAUGACAACAGAAGGGGCUCCAAGCAACCACACCCCUCCUAAUUUAGGCCAGGAUGAGUGUGGAACACUCACACCCAGAGGGGCACCCCCACGCAGAGCCUGGGGGGAUGGUGUGUGGACACAGCAGCCCCUCUGCAGAAGCAUAGUGCAGGCGCCUGGAAGGCUGUGCGAUUUCCACCGCUGGUGUUCAGCCCCACCCCCACCCCAACACACCCAAAGAUACCCACGGGGAGUCUAGGCACGCCAGGCGGAGGAUGCCCCGGUCUUGGUCUUAGCUGUGUCCACUUUCACUGCAACGGCACCUUAAAUCUAAUCAGCUAACUAGGAUUUGUACAUCGGAACCUGCAACAGAUUAGAAACUUCUAUUUAAAAACAGAAUUAAUCACACUGACCGAUUUUUAAAUGGAGAAUAUGUAAAUAUGAAGUAUUUGGUUCGGUUUUUAUUUUAAAGAAAAGGAAAUGUACACUGCUCCUCAUGUGCCAUUCGUCCUCAGAGGGCGGCUUUACAUUUUUAGUGAAGGAACAAGCUGCUGGCCUUGCCCGGAAGUUCAUAUAUAAUUGUUAUUACAGAGGAAUUGCUAUUACUACUCAUAUUUUAAAAAAAUCUAUUAAGCAUUAUUAAACUUGAUCUGGACGGGCCAAAUAAAGUUUUAUUGGAACAUGGA